Messenger RNA from Cucurbita moschata (crookneck pumpkin), 836 nucleotides. RefSeq names its product WUSCHEL-related homeobox 11-like. Gene Ontology annotation, molecular function: DNA binding; DNA-binding transcription factor activity. Bases 50 to 742 code for a protein of 230 amino acids. Lineage: Eukaryota; Viridiplantae; Streptophyta; Magnoliopsida; Cucurbitales; Cucurbitaceae. Gene Ontology annotation, biological process: adventitious root development. The transcript is spliced from 3 exons. The record is from RefSeq and is a predicted model, not a curated record.
CCAACAAAAAGAAAAAAAGAAAAAAAAAAAUUUCUUUUUGUGUUUUGUAAUGGAAAAUCACGGCGAUGACCCAAACAGUCCAAAUCUCAGCUCCGACAGGGCGGAGCCGGUGAGAUCACGGUGGACGCCGAAGCCGGAGCAGAUUCUGAUUUUGGAGUCCAUUUUCAACAGUGGAAUGGUUAAUCCACCCAAGGAUGAGACCGUUAGAAUUAGAAAGCUGCUUGAGAAAUUUGGCUCUGUCGGAGAUGCCAAUGUUUUCUACUGGUUUCAAAACCGCCGCUCUCGGUCUCGCCGCCGCCAACGCCAGCUGCAGGCAGCUGCAAGCCACCAAGGUGGCAGUGCAAUUCAUUAUGACAGUGGUUGCAGCGGUGGCAGUGUCAUGAAUUUUGCUCCUUCCUCUUCUUACCUUGGAGAAGGAGGCUCCUCCUCCUCCGGAGGCGGCGGUUUUUCGAUGACCGAUCACAUGGGUAUCUCUGAAAUUGAUCAGCCGAUGGUUGUAACCCCCUCGUUUUGCCCUUCAGCAACCUCGAAUUUAGAGUUCCAAUCAGGUUAUAUUAUAAUAUUCAUAAAUGGAGUUCCGACAGAAGUGCCAAAAGGAGCGGUGGACAUGAAGGCAAUGUUUGGGGAUGACACAGUGUUGGUUCACUCCUCAGGACUCCCAGUUCUUACCAAUGAAUUUGGAAUAUCACUGCACAGUUUGCAGCAUGGUGAAACCUACUUUCUGGUUUCAAGGCCGACAUGAGUUAGGAAAGAAACCAGCUGCAACAGCAGCAGCAACAACAGCGCCUACCAACAAGAAAAUUAAAAACAGCUCUCAGAUUUUCAAAUGAUUCGUC